Molecule: messenger RNA, 2635 nt
Organism: Gambusia affinis (western mosquitofish)
Lineage: Eukaryota; Metazoa; Chordata; Actinopteri; Cyprinodontiformes; Poeciliidae
Gene: pecam1b
Product: platelet and endothelial cell adhesion molecule 1b
Exons: 12
Coding region: 126-2207 (693 amino acids)
Biological process (GO): cell surface receptor signaling pathway
Molecular function (GO): transmembrane signaling receptor activity
Source: RefSeq, a predicted model, not a curated record
CUGCUCCCACCCACCAGAUCCUUGUCCAUCCUCACAUUAACGUGCGGUGCCCGCCAGGCAGCUCCAGUGUCUUUCACCUGAAGGACAGCCACGACCACCAGGAGCCUCGGCGUUCCUCAGACAGGAUGGGCCUCCUGCCACUGCUCACCUCCACGCUCCUGUUCAGCUGGACAACUUUGAAUGCAGCCACCCCAGCUUUAAAAAUAACGAAAGUGGACCUGUCCAUCGAGCCCAAUGCUACUGUGAAGAGAGACGCCAACGUGGUUUUGAGAUGCAAGGCCGAGGUUCUGGCCUUCGGGACGGAGGCACUGAAUCGUGUGUACGCCAUAUACAAAGAUGACAUUGUAAUCUACAACAAGACAACCAGCUCCUCUGAGGAUUUGCUCUACCGCCUGCCUCAGGCCAGAGUCUCCAACAAUGGCAAGUACAAGUGCAAGAUAAGCAUCAUGGGAGAGGUGAAGGCCAGUGAAGCUGCAACACUCACAGUGGAAGGCAUGUCAGAGCCCAAACUCCGCCUCAACAAAGUUAAUAUCACCGAGGGGGAAUCAGUAACAGCCACAUGUUUAACAUCAGAAGAGACGGGUUCCCUUUGGUUCAGCUUCUAUGAUAACUCCAAGGAAGUCGAAAAUGCCAGGGUGACCUCCAACGAACUCACGUUUGUCCCUAAAGGCGUCGGGAUCCACAUUAUUCACUGCUCCUACUUGGUCCUUGUCUUGCCAAACUCAUUCAGGUCCCAAAAAAGCAACACAGUCACUCUUACCGUUGAAGAACUUUCCAUCGAACCAGUCCUGAAGAUUUCCCCUCAGGAUAACGUCUACGAAGGUGACACUCUCAACAUCACUUGCUCGGUUAGUAAUGUUACGAAGGACCACCAAGCUGGAGAGCUCUUCCUGAGUCAGGACACCGAACUACUCAAGAGUGGAAGAACAUCUAUCCAUGUUAACUGGACUGCACAUGCAAGAACCCCAAUGCUUACCAUUAAAUGCCUGCUGUAUCUGAGAGAUGUAGAAAAAGUCGUCAACAAGACAGUUUCAGUGAGCGAGCUGUUCUCCGUGCCCACUCUCAAGAUGUCUGCUCUCGAAGUCUUCCAAGGCGAUGAAAUUAGUCUGACAUGCAGAAGUGAGAAACUGUCUUAUGAUAGACUUGAAGGAGAAUCCCUCAUUUACAGUCUUGAACCUUUUGACUACCAUAUGGUUCGAAAAGGGAACGGAGUAUUCGUUGGUAAAGCCAAGACAAUUGAUUUCAACUAUACAUGUACAGCUGCUGCAAAGGGCAUCAAGAAGAAGAGCAAUGUGCUGACAAUUCGUCCUAAAGUUCCUGUCUCGACUCCACAGAUCUGGGUCUCUGGCACUGCAAUCCUCGGGAGGAAAGUUGAAAUCUUCUGUCAGUCAGGCACAGGCACCCCACCCAUUACAUACACCCUGUGGAAGGCUAACAAACAACACCAAAUUACCGUUGUUCAUGAGUUCAAUAAAGCUGCUAACUUUACAAUCGUCAUCAAUGAACCUGGCGGACUAAACCACUACCUUUGCACAGCAAGUAAUGGGGAGAGGAAGCCUGAACUAAGCGACAAACUUCAAACACCUGUCAUUGAGCCAAUGACUGAAGCAUAUCUGAUGGUCGUUCCUGACCUCAAUGACAUUUCCGAAGGACAUACGGUCAUCCUCAUUUGUUCUUUCUUGGGCACCCCACCUGUAACAGUGAGGUGGCUCCGGGACAGCGACGACCUAAAUCCACUGAAGACCACAACCACAAAUUUUAACAACACAAACUACGAAUUCGUUGUGAAUAAGGAACACACCGACAAUUACUACUGCCAGGCUGAGAACCGAGCCAACUCUGUUGAAAGUAAUAAAAUCAACUUAGUAGUCGGCAUGGCCAUGUGGAAGAAAUUGCUGAUUCCCGGGACCGUAAUACUGGUGGUGUCCUCACUCGUGAUGGUGGGCUUUAUUCUCUUCACAAGAUCCAGGAGAGGAAAAAGAGAAAGAGCUGCUGAAUUGUCAGUAAAGCCUGCGAGCCCUAAAUCAGAUGACUCUUUAACAGUGACUCUAACCCACGACACAGAGGUUUAUAAUGCAGCCACAGACGCAGCGUCGUUCUAUGAUGAGAAGGAGGGGAGAGUGACCAAUGGGACGCGAGGUAGUGUUGCAUCGCUUCCUGCAGACAUCAGCAACAGGAGCAGCUACAGUAUCCCAGCAACAGUGUAGAGGCAGAACGCUCUAUCUUUAAAGAAAAUCAAAAUCUGAAAGACUUAAGAGACAAACACGGGAGACAGAAACACUUUCCUGAUGUUUACGACAUUUUGGAGGACAAAAUUGUUUUCCCUGCAAAAUGGCAGACCCUGUUUUGGUUUUUAUUAUUUUUUUAAGAAAAAGAAAUAAACUAGGGCCCACUGUUCCCUCUCCUCUCCUCUUUCAGUCAUUGUCCUAACAAUCAUUUUUUGGCCUUUGUGUCGUUUUCCUGUGUGACUGCAUGCCCAUUUUUUAUUUCAUCUGUUCAACUAAUCUACAUGAAGUAAACCUGAUAGCACUGAUCUGUAUACAUUACAACAGGAAAUGUGUGUAUAUAAAUUUGGUUGAUCACUGGACUGAUGAUGGAGAGCAGUUCUAUAGAAUAAAGGUGUUUAUUUUAUUUA